Molecule: messenger RNA, 1206 nt
Organism: Candidula unifasciata
Lineage: Eukaryota; Metazoa; Mollusca; Gastropoda; Stylommatophora; Geomitridae
Source: the annotation of a GenBank genome assembly
AUGAACGGAGUUGUGGACCUCAUCUCAUCCACACCCCACACCAGCUCAGCAGCAGCUAGACGAAAAGGUCGAAGGCCUAAAUGCAAGAAAGUUGACCUUGCAAUAAACCCCAAAUCCACUGCUCCGAGAUCUGCAAUGUUGGGAACUCUAUUUUCCCCGAUGUACCCACCUUUUCAUUCACAACCAGACUCUGAUUGCAGCCCCUCAGUAACCGACCUUGGAGCCAUAGCUCUUGUCCUUGAUCUGGAUGACGUGAUGGAUACUGUGAUAGAAAGUACUAUGUCAAGUAAAGAGAAUGAAGACCCAUCCUUGGAGGUCCAGAUGGGGUCGGACUGCAAGGAUCUCUUAGAAGAGAACAACAACAAUAACAACAGCAGCAGCAGCGGUAACAGCAGCACCGUCAGCAAAACCACAGCUGUCAUCUGCAGCAGUACCAGUCAUUUGACUAUGGCAGCCUCCGGCGACAGCAGCCUUGCCACCAACAUCACUAUCAGCAGCACCAGUGUGGACGUACAGACUGACUGUGGGUCCUACAACGGAGAGGAGGAGGAAGUGGCCGAGGAAGCGUAUGAUUGGGAGUACUUCAUUAUCAGAAAUUUGCCUCCCCUGACGGACGAGUUACGGGCAAGAGUACCUGCCCUUCCUUUGAAGACCCGCAGUUCACCAGAAUUUUCCCUAGUACUGGAUUUGGAUGAGACUUUAGUUCACUGCAGUCUAACAGAGUUGGAAGAUGCUGCCUUUUCCUUUCCUGUCUUGUUCCAGGAAGUCUCAUACAGAGUGUUUGUUCGGACCCGCCCUUACUUCAGGGAGUUCCUGGAGGCCGUGUCCCAGCACUUUGAGGUCAUCCUGUUCACGGCGUCCAAGAAAGUCUAUGCCGACAAGUUGAUGAACCUACUUGACCCGGAGAAGAAGCUCAUCAAACAUCGAUUGUUUCGUGAGCAUUGUGUCUGUGUCAACGGCUACUACAUCAAAGACUUGUCCAUCUUGGGCAGAGACUUGGCAAAAACAGUCAUCGUAGACAACUCCCCGCAGGCAUUUGGUUACCAGCUAGAUAAUGGUAUUCCCAUAGAGAGUUGGUUUGUUGACCGAGAAGAUAAGGAGCUUCUCAAAAUCCUGCCCUUUCUUGAGGAACUUCGGAGUAAGAACAUUGAUGUACGGCCCCAGAUUAGAGAUCGCUACCGGCUACAUACACUUUUACCCCCUUAA